AUGAGGAAUAAUAACAUUAUUGUGGUUCUUAACACUAGGAUGAAUGGUUACAAAUGGGCGGUUUUGAAUAUGUAUUCUUCCUGUGAGUAUAAUUACAUGUCUUUGUUUUGGGAAGACAUGAAAGAGAUUAGGCACUGGUGGAGUGGUCCUGUUUGCUUUGCAGGUGAUAUGAAUUCCAUUAGGUCACAGGAGGAGAGGAACAGGGGUGAAGCUGAUAGAAGGAAUGCUGAUUUUUUGAACAACUUUAUAUAUGAUCAGGAAUUGGUGGAUUUGCCAUUGUUAGAUAGAAUUCUACUUAGUGUGGAUUUAGAUUUAAAGUUUCAUGAGUCUGUUCAAAUUGCAUUGGCUAGGGUUAUUUCUGAUCACAAACCAAUAAUGUGGAUUACAAAACCUAAUAUCAGCUGCAAACCUUACUAUAAAUUUGAAAACUCUUGGAUUUUGCACAAAGACUUUAUAAAGAAGGUGGAAGAGUGGUGGCAAGUGAUGAAUCUUCAAGGUGGUGCCAAUUUUGUUUUCUUCAAGAAACUGAAUAAUCUGAAGUUUUUCUUAAUGAGAUGGGGAAGGGAGGAAUUUGGUGGUAUUAAAAAGGAGACGGUUGAACUUACAGAGAAGACCGACAGUUUAGAUUUGUUGGAGGAAGGUGCUUCUCUGAAUCAGGAACAAUUUGCUGAAAUGACUAGGUGUUGUCUGCAAUUGAAGAACAUAGAAGCUAUGAAAUCUAGGAAAUGGUUUACAAGGGCGAAACAGAAUGAUUUCAAGUUUGGAGACUCAAAUACUGGUUAUUUUCAUAGCAUUGCUAAUUCUAGGAGGAAGAGAAAUACUAUCGUUAAGCUGGAAAUAGAUGGGCAGGAAUGUUUUGAUCAAGGUAGAAUCAAGAUUGGGAUGAAGAACUUUUAUGCUGAUUUAUUUUCUGAAAAGAAUGAUGUGGCUUUCUCUCUUGAUAAUAUGAAUUUUACAAGAAUAAAUGAGGCUGAGAAGGAGGGAAUGGAAAAGGAGUUUACAGAGGAUGAGGUUUUUGAUGUUAUUAAGAAAAUGGGGGCAAACAAGUCUUCAGGCACUGAUGGCUUUUCAAUGGAGUUCUGUAAAAGUUGUUGGCAUAUCAUUGGAAAUGAAUUCAUGAAGAUGAUGGAGGAAUUUUAUAGAUUUGAAUCUUGGGAUUGA
Molecule: messenger RNA, 1161 nt
Organism: Papaver somniferum (opium poppy)
Lineage: Eukaryota; Viridiplantae; Streptophyta; Magnoliopsida; Ranunculales; Papaveraceae
Exons: 2
Coding region: 1-1161 (386 amino acids)
Source: RefSeq, a predicted model, not a curated record